Molecule: messenger RNA, 267 nt
Organism: Cordyceps fumosorosea ARSEF 2679
Lineage: Eukaryota; Fungi; Ascomycota; Sordariomycetes; Hypocreales; Cordycipitaceae
Exons: 1
Coding region: 1-267 (88 amino acids)
Source: RefSeq, a predicted model, not a curated record
AUGUGCCGCCGAGAAUGGACGGUCGUCUACUGGAUGUGCAACGACGUCAUGGACCGGAGCUUUGUGCUGGUCCCCGACGACGGGUGCGGCGGGUGCGGCGAGGUCACGGCGCCAUCCCUCUACCCUCUGCGCCGCAUGGUGCUCGGGGCUUGCCCGGACUGCGUCGCGGAGGAGCUCUGGGUCACGCUGGACGACCUCUGGAUGCCGAGGGAGCUCGCCCUCGAGCGCGGGUGGAAGCCAUCGGCGGCGGCGCCGUCAUCCUCGUGA